Molecule: messenger RNA, 561 nt
Organism: Acanthosepion pharaonis
Lineage: Eukaryota; Metazoa; Mollusca; Cephalopoda; Sepiida; Sepiidae
Source: the annotation of a GenBank genome assembly
AUGCCGAAGGAAGCAACUCUCUCCCCCCUCUCUCUCUCUCUUUCUCUCACUCUCUCUCUCUUUCUCUUUCUCUCUCUCUCUCUCUCUCUCUCUCUAUCUACUUUAAUCAAUCUUUCUUUCUCCCCAUUCUCUCCUCUCUCACCCCCUCUCUCUCUAUCUCUCUCUCUCUCUCUCUCUCUCUCUCUCUCUCUUUCACUUAUUUCUUACAUUUCCUUUCACGUUUUUCUUACUCUCUUCAAUUAUAACUUUAAUUUUUCUAUCUUCUUUCCUCUUUCUUUCUUUCUUUCUUUCUUUCUUUCUUUCUUUUCAUUUGAUUAUUUAGACUUGUUUGCCUAUUCCUUCAUAUAUUUAAUAUACUUUCUUUUCCACACUCACUGUUUUCUAUUCUCCUCAUUCUUUUUAUCUUUCUUUAUGUUUUCCUCUUCAACCCUUUCUUCUCUAAUUGGCUCCUAUAAUUAUCCCCCCCCUUUUCUCCCAUUUAUCUUUUCCUUCUCCGUUCCUGAUGUUUUUACUGCCUUACUCGAAUUAUUAGAUGUUCCUCAAUUACUCAGAUUUAUUUAA